AUGCCGGGCAAAGGAUCAAAGAGUCCGCGAAAUAAAAGUCCGAAGAAUGCCAAAGGAGAUGCAGGAAUCGCUUGGGAAACGCUAGUAACAGCUAGUUCCAUAAAUCAAGAUAAUUGGACAACUUUUGUUUGUUUUCUCAUGCCGGAUUGUGCGAUCAAUCAGAUCUAUGUUGAUUUAAUUGAAAAAGCCAUGCAGCAUAAUAUUCGUCGACGGUUCGACUUGAUUUCCAAACGAGACUUCAUCGAAGCUAUUAAAAAAGUGGAAAAGCAAACGAAGAAUGCGGCGAAAUCAGUUUCCACGAAUUCAUUUGUCGAUAGUCUAAAUAAUUCCGCCUUUGUCUCAGCAUAUGAUCAUGCCAAAACUUUACUCGAAGCAGGAAGUGAAAUCGACGAUCAACUAUGGGCGAAAUUAAUCAAAUGUCGUAUACUUGAUUUGAAAAAGGAAGUUCAAGCGCGAACAGUCACAAAAACAUCAGGAGCACAAGCUGCAGCAGCACCAGCUAAACCCGAAAAGGGUAAAGGUGGCAAAAAAUCUCCAAAAGUCGAUAAAAAAAAGCAGGCUGCUGUCGCCGCUCCACCACCCGUAUCUGAUACACAUAUUGAAAAGCCGCCUGGUGUUAAAACACGCGAUCAAAUUACUGACGAGACGAAAUAUGUCGCACGAAAAAAUGAUGAACCAAAUGAUGGACCAAAUCAGUAUAUAUACUUAAGUGGAUUCUAUUCCAUUGGUCUUUUACAUGCAUUGGAUGAUGUUAGCAUUCGUAUUGAUACAAUUACGAAUGUGUCCAGUGAUAAUCUCGAUGAAACUAAUAAUCUAUUCGAAGAAAUGAUUCGACGCGAUCGACAAGAACAAACAUUGAAAUCCGAUGUUUUGAAAGAAAUACAAAAAGAUUCAAUACCUACGCCAGAACAAAUCGCUGAACAAAACCAAAAGAAUGACCAAGUAUUGAACACUUUCUGGAGCAGUUUAAUGCCGAUCUUAGACAAUGCACCUGAUCAAUCAAUGUUACAAGAUGUAAUUGUUACAACUUUAAAAGUUCCAUACGAGCAGUUACCCGAUUCAUGGAUUAACACAGAACAGAAAUUUCGAUUGGCUGAUUCUCUCUGUGAAAAUGUCGUGGAUAAUAGUUUUCGUUUGAAUGUUCGUAAAAGACAAUUUAAAUCAUUUAACGAACAGAUGAAAGUCGUAGCAAUUCCAGUGAUUGAAGAGAAAACAUCAAAAUCAACAUUGGACGCACAAAUCUACACUGAGAUAACAACAGUCAUUCCACCAGAAUCAAUUAGCGUGCCACUUAUUCUACACGGCAUUCUUGAACAAGUCGAAGCGAAACUUGUCGUUUCAACGAAUAACAAUUCCAAUGCAUCGAAUCCGAGUGAAGGCGUCGGACGAUACUUACGUGACAGAUUGAUGUCGCUAUCCAUGGGAAAACAACAGCAGAAAGAAAUUGAAAAUCUUGUUCCAAAAUCUCCAUUUUCAAAGCCAAGCGGAUCAGGUCCAAAAAUGGUUUACUACGGUGAUGAGAUUAAACAACGUUUAACAACAUUAAAUUGCCUAGCUCUGUUUGAUCCGAUUAAAGUCGAACGUGAUUCAUUGAUGGCACAUUCACGUCUUGUCAAUUUACCUGAAAUGGCACAACGAAAACCAUAUGAUCCUGAUGAAAAAGAACGGCAGACUCGAAUGAAUCAAUUUCUUCAAUUCUGUGUUGACGAUGAACUCCUUCCAACAGAUGUGGAUCAUAUUUUGAAACAAUUUGUCUUCGAAUGUAUUUCAUUGAAUCCGAUGAAAGAAGGCAAAAAUGAACAACAAGCAAGUCGUCCAUCAUCAGCUGGCAGCCUUCAAGAGGAUGAUCAAUACGAUUUGGAAAAACGUUUGACAUAUCUCAACGAUGAUGAGAGUCAAUCAUCGAAUAUCAUUCAGCCAAUUGUCUGGGAUGAUCCGUAUGAACUAUUGAGAACCAAUCAAGAAACAGGAAGAAUCGGCCUUGAAUCGUUAGUGCGACCGUCCAGCGCGUCCAGCCAUUCAUCGAAUGGAUCAACUCGUCGAAGUCGUACUCAAUCACCGAAAUCACAAGACAAUAACCUCCAGCAACAGUUACCACAUAUCCUACCACCAAUUGGCAAUGUUCAUGUCGAUGGAACUAUCCAAGCAGUUUUACAACAUCAUAAACGAAAUUUGAACGAUUGGAAUUUUGCUGAACACUUCGAACCAGACAUAUUUCUACAAAUCAUUGAACAAGCGUUGUUCACCCACUCACAUGUGGAUGUCUACUACAAUCGACGGGAUCAAACGCACAUGAUAGUACUUUCGUUGCCUAUUCCAACCGAUAAAACGAUCGGGCACCAAACAACAAGCAAGAAACUAUUUUCUGAUGUAGGAUUUAGAAAUUUUCUCGACGAAAUAUCUUACGAAAUUGUCGAUUGGCUUCGAGACGAAGAAGCGAAAUAUCAUGCUGAUGUGCUUGCAAAAGAAGUGCAGACGUACGUUCGCGAAACAACACCAACACCGGAUGCAGGCAAACCUGCUGCAGGCGCUGGAAAGAAGGGAAAAGGAGCGGGGAAAAAAACCCCGCCUGCUCGAUCUCGAUCCACAAGUGUUAGUUCCGAAGCAGGAAAUACAACAGCAGAAGAUGAACAAACUAUUCGUGACGACUAUGCGCAUCCAACAUCAUUGAAAGCAUGGAAACAGAAACGUGAUAAAGAAAUUCAAGAAGAAGAACUAGCUAAAGCAAAGCGAGCAGAAUCAGCUACUAAACGAGGAAAAACAAAAACACCUCGUGGUUCUGAAAAGCCAGGCAAAGAAGCAUCACCACAUGACAAAUCUUCCAAAGACAGUAAAUUGAAGCAACAAACGAACACAGCAUCCAUUGACAAACCGCCUGAAACUCAACCACCACCACCACCAACGAUCGCGGAAGAACCCGUUGAACGCUUUACUGGUUACAGUUUGGGCAACCAUCUUCUUAGUGCUCAAUGCAACACAACCCAUCUGCUUCUUCCAGAUGGAUGCUUCGUUCGUACACAUGUCGACUCACUCAAACGAGGAUCAACUUGUGUUUCAGCAAGUUUGUAUCGAAACAAAAGUGCGUACACAGUACAAUUGAUUAAUCCGAACAAAUCGUCGCAUAUCGACAGUCAGCAUCAAGGCCAAUCCCAAUCAUCAGAGCUAAUCAACGCUAAUGAAACUAGUCAACGAAAAGAGAACAAUGCAACUGACUCAACAGAAGAAAAACGUGUUGCUCAAUAUGGUGUAUUUACAGCUAUAUUGAAUUCGGGAAUGAUUGUCUCUUGCAGCAAUUAUGAUACGAAGGCUCCUAAAAUUGAAGCACCUGCUGUUGCUGCUCCUCCUCCACCACCUGUACCAGCUCCACUUGAACAUGCCAAUUCGGAAGUCAUCGAAGAGAAAAAGAAAGAUUCUCAUGCGGCUAAGGGCAAGAAGAAAGUUAAACCAGUCGAAGUUGAAGUUCCGCUCGUGGAAAAACCACCUCCAGAACCACAGUACGAACCUGAACCGUUUCAACGUUUAACCAUUUCUAUUCCCACUGGUCUGGUCGUUACAUAUUAUCCUGAAACAUUCCUUGGUGUCAAACCGACUCAAGAGAAACAACCGCAUCGACUAGCGGUUAAACAAUACUAUGCGUGUCAAUCGAAAGGUUUUCAUACAUGUGAACAAUCACGUUUGAAUGCUUAUGAAGAAUCUUCACGUAUAAUCGAUGGUGAAGGUCAUGUCAUGAUAUUCAAACGUAAUGGAGAAUUAAUUAUUCUCCAACCUGAUGGCGGAAUAUUCAGCAAAACAAUCGUGUAUCAGAAUGAACCGGAAAUAGAAUUGCCAGCUGAGAAUACUCAAACAACGAAAAAAGGCGGCGCGCGAAGUGAUAGCCGAGGAAAGAAGAAGCCCGAUUCGAAACCAGGAACGGACGUAACAACUGUCAAUGAAGAAGUGAAACCACCUGUUUUUGAAUGGAAAUGUGUAACAGUAGAUGGUCAAGUAUACAAACAAAAUCCAACAACAAAUGAAUACGACAAGAUCGAUCAAUUAAGAUUAAUUCUGGAAACCAAUCCCAAAACAUCUGAACAAGUUAUCCAUCGCGAGGAUAAAGUUGUGGUUGUUUUCCGCAGUGAUGGAUCUCGUGUCGUCAGCUUUGCGGAUGGAACAAGAAUAACAUCAUAUGAAGCUCUUGAACAAAAACAAAGCCUCAAUGAUCAAGAAACAGGUGAAUUCAAUAAUUCCUCAUCGAGUUUUCAAAGAAUUCCACAUGUCAAAGUCGAAGCAUUUGGUUAUGCUACAGUUGCCUUUAAUAGCCAAACUACUGACUGUCGAACAGUAUUCAGUGAUGGUAGUUCAAUUGACGUAUUCUCCAAUGGCACAUACUCGAUCUAUGAAAGCGACGGAGAGAAAUUUGAUAUCAACGACAAUGGUGAUAUACUCUUUGAUUUUCAACAAUCAAUUUAUGGCAAACGUGUCCAAGAACUUUUACCUAAUAUUGAACCGAGUAAAUGUAUUAUGUCACAGAAUGGUGAUAUCAUUUUUGAUGCAGUGGAUUACGAGCAAACCCUAUACUGCGUGGAAUCAUCCGGAGAAACUUAUUCGAAAGAGAAUGAUGAACAACAACAACAAAAACCGAAAAGGAGCUUACCUUUGGAACUACAUGUACCAAGAUUCUUCAUUGCUCACGAAGAUGGAAGUGGAACUGAAUUACUUCGCUUUAAAGAUCUUUAUUCAUAUUUACGAACAAUGGAUCUCGAUCCAAGUACUGCCGUUGUUCGUGAACCAUUGUCAAGUAAUCCAAAGGUGACUGGUGCUACAGUCAUGCGACCGUUUCAAGAUGAGGUUCAUCGUCGAUGGUCAACAGUAUUCGAGGAUGAUUCGAUUGUUCCUGCCAGUCUUCGUUCUCAUACAGCAAAUACAGCGACAACGGAUUCACAAGACAAUGGUUCCUUUCGACAAACAGAUAAAUGCAAUCAGUCGGGAACAUUUUCUACUGGUUUCAUUACUCAACAGCCUAUACUUGAAAUGCCCAAAGCACUCGAUUACCGUAACUUUAUGGAAUUUCCACGACUUCACGAUGAUAUUCGUUUCAAGUUAUUUAAUUCAUUGAAAGCCUACAUUGAAUAUGUAACGAAUCGAGCUGAUUAUCAUACAAAACUACUUCCAAAAGAUCAUCGUAAUCGAUUUGAAAGAGAACAAGCAAAUAAAAUAUGGAAAAAUGCUCGACCACAUGGCACAACAAAAGAUGAUUUAGCCUUAUUGUACCUCAAAACUCUUCAUCCUGAUAAACAAAACCCAGCAACUCAUCAAUCAGUCAUUCCAUUGGCGAAGAAAUUCAAUCUUAGCCAUAUAAACGAUGAACUUCGACAAGAAAAAAUGAAUAAAAAGUUAAAAUAUGAUAUUAGCCGGGGCAUCGCCAUGCCCUACUUUCAAACUGAAUGGGGUAUUGCAUAUACACAACAACGACAACAACAACAAGAAGAACAAUAUACAGAAACUGUCACACGACGAGAAUCAAGGAGUGCGGAACCUACAAAAACGUUCAAUGCACAGGAGAGAAUCAUCAGAUCUCCUCCAACUUCGCCAACUGAUCAACACAAUCGACUGUCAGAAAUUCGAAAACCUCUAUUAACCCGCAGUAUUAGUACAGAAGUCGCAGGAAGCAAAACAAUGAACGGCUCAGACGAACACAAUCAAGAUAGCACAUAUCGUCCGGUGAAACCGUUUCAAUCACCGCGAAACACAGUUCAAUAUGAUGCACUUGGCAAUAAACGAGCAAAUCCAAUUCGUUUACCUAAUUCAUUGAAAGGUUCACGACCAAAUGCCCAACCGCACUCACGUUUUCUCGACAUGGAAGAGCCGGUCAUGGUUCGACCAAAUAAUGCAUCGAUUGGCGCUGCCACGCUUAAUAAUCGACCAUUGAGAGCCAGACGUGGUUGCGAACUACUUCCCGAUAAAGUUGAUUUCGGUAUUUUGAAAGAAGGUGUCACUUAUGGAGCAGAAGUCGAUAUUAAGAAUGUUGGUAUCGAUUCAUGUCGUUUUCGUGUUCGCCAGCCACCGUUGGGCACUGGAUUGCGUGUUGUUUUUCAACCGGGUGUACUUGCUGCUGGUAUGAAUCGAUCUUUAACGAUUGAACUGUAUGCGAUUAUUAAACAAAAUCAUCAUCACCCUCAACAGCAAGAACAGCAAUCGCAAGGUCUCUAUCAACUCGAUCAGUCGAUUGAAAUUAUAACCGAAACUGAUAUCAUGCAUUUUCCCAUUCGCGCUAAGAUUGCUACAGAAGAACAAUAUGAUGUUAUGUAUGUUAACAAUGAUGGUACUGCUGGAAUGAGUAAAUCAGUUCGUCUUCUUGCACGUAAAAGCUCAAAUGUGAAUGACUGGUAUCCUACUGCGAGUAAAGAUCCCACGAAUGAGACAAAGAAUGAGUGA
Molecule: messenger RNA, 6414 nt
Organism: Adineta ricciae
Lineage: Eukaryota; Metazoa; Rotifera; Eurotatoria; Adinetida; Adinetidae
Source: the annotation of a GenBank genome assembly